This is a messenger RNA of Salvelinus sp. IW2-2015, 1271 nucleotides long. RefSeq names its product arf-GAP with dual PH domain-containing protein 2. Gene Ontology annotation, cellular component: intracellular membrane-bounded organelle; cytoplasm; plasma membrane. The record is from RefSeq and is a predicted model, not a curated record. Gene Ontology annotation, biological process: positive regulation of GTPase activity; heart development. Gene Ontology annotation, molecular function: phosphatidylinositol-3,4,5-trisphosphate binding; GTPase activator activity; phosphatidylinositol bisphosphate binding. NCBI's taxonomy places the organism in Eukaryota, Metazoa, Chordata, Actinopteri, Salmoniformes, Salmonidae.
AUCCUGACUGGGCGUCCUAUAAGCUGGGUUUAUUUGUGUGUCUGAACUGCUCUGGAGUGCACCGCAACCUGUCCAACAUCAGCCGCGUCAAAUCCAUACGACUCGACUUCUGGGAUGACGAGCUAGUGAAGUUCAUGAAAACCAAUGGAAAUGCCACAGGCAGAGCCAUCUAUGAGAAAGCAGUCCCAGCAUUCUACUACCGGCCCCAGAAAGAAGAUUGUGCCGUCUUAAGGGAGCAGUGGAUAAGAGCAAAAUAUGAGAGGAUGGAAUUUACCGGCGAGACAAAGUAUCCUCCACUGGCCUACACGACAGGUUUCUAUGAAGGGAUGCUGUGGAAGAAGGGGAAGGGACAGUUUCAGAGAAGGAAGUUUGUUCUGUCUGAGAAGGAAUUCACCCUGGCUUACUACAACAAGGAGGAUCCGUCCAAAGGGCCCAAAGCGCUCAUCUCCAUCAAAGACGUGAAUGUGACCUUUCAACCUGAGAAAAUUGGUCACGCMCAUGGUCUGCAGAUUACCUACCAGGAAGACAGCCACACCAGAAGUAUUUUUGUCUACCACGAAAGUGGAGAGGAGAUUGUCAACUGGUUCAAUGCCAUUCGAGCUGCUCGCUUUGCCUACCUGAAAACAGCAUACCCCACAGGAAGUGAUAAAGAAUUGAGGACUAGAAUUACCAGAAACUACCUCAAAGAAGGAUACAUGGAGAAGACAGGUCCUAUGCAAAGGGAGACGUUCAAAAAGAGAUGGUUCAUCUUGGACUCCCAAGACAGGAAGCUCCUUUACUUCAAAAGCCAGCUGGAUGCUGAGGAGCUGGGAGUUGUGUUCAUCGGCACAGAGACCAAUGGUUACUCAGUGAGUGAGUGCAUUCCCAAAAGGACCAGAGGCAACAGGUGGAGGUGUGGCGUCACAGUGGAGACGCCGGACCGCCAGUUUGUCUUCAUGUGUGAGCAGGAGAGGGAGCAGAGAGAGUGGGUGGAGGCCCUCAGACAGGUCAUCUCUAAACCCAUGCAGCCCCAGGACUAUACCACUGAAGCCAACAUCCGAGGGAAGAGUUGACUUUUGAGAGAGAGCUGAGGGAAGAGUUGACUUUUGAGAGAGAGCUGAGGGAAGAGUUGACUUUUGAGAGAGAGCUGAGGGAAGAGUUGACUUUCGAGAGAGAUUCCACCAACAUUGGCUGCAAAAACCCACUCUGAAGACUAUCAUCUACACUGAACAAAAAUAUAAGCGCAACAUGCAACAAUUUCAAAGAUUUUACAGUUUCAAUAAGGAAAUCAG